This is a messenger RNA of Cadophora gregata, 183 nucleotides long. RefSeq lists its product as uncharacterized. Lineage: Eukaryota; Fungi; Ascomycota; Leotiomycetes; Helotiales; Ploettnerulaceae. The transcript has a single exon. Bases 1 to 183 code for a protein of 60 amino acids. The record is from RefSeq and is a predicted model, not a curated record.
AUGGAUCCUGAUGCUCAAGUUAGUAUUCUCGCUGAUGGGGACGAGGAUAAAAAGUUUGAGGAUUUCAAUGUCGGGGAUUUGUAUAUCAAGAAGGUGCUGCCAGCAAGACCGAAACAUCCUACGAGUAUUAAGUACCGUGAUGUACCGGAAGACCAGUGGAAGUACAAGUUCUUGUUGGAGUAG